AUGACAACAAUACUCCCCCUGAGUUCCCAUAUAUCAUUUCGAAGCAUCAAUCAAUCAUAUAUAUAUAUAUCACGAAUGGCUACGAGUCUCACCGAUAUCCAUUCUGAUAUUAUACUGACACACAUAUUACCAUGCCUCGACGGCCCAUCUCUCGCAACUACAACUGCCUUAUCAUCGUAUUUACAAAAUCUUUGUAUCGAUGACAAUAUCUGGAAGCGUGUAUGCAAAUCUACUUGGCCAUCUUCUACUCAUCCACGCGUUCAAGAAAUCAUUUCCGCCUUCCCUUAUGGUUACCGCACUUUCUUCCAUGACGCCUUUCCUGUUUUAGUCAUCAAUCGUUCGAUGUGGAAACAAGACCAACAACUAAAUUGUUUGACAUCUUAUCCGGGCCUGUCUGAACUCGUUUCAGCCAUCGAUAUACACUACAAAAAUGAUAUUGUAUACUCUGCAGUCAAAUUAACAAACACUUCAACCAAACAUUUCCUAUGGUCACCGUUGUGGAUUGAACUAACAAACGACCAGACCAUCAUAAACCGAUCCAUUGACUUAAAAGUUGAUGAUAAUAUAGGCGAAGAAACUUUAUUACAGCUUAAAGAAUCCUUGACUUUAAAUUGGGUUGUAAUGAGCACGAGUUGGAAACGAGCAGGCAACUUAUCAAGCGUCAAACCGGUUAGGGUAAAGGAAGGCUUGCUUCCUAAUGAGAUACUUGUUCAAUACAAAACAAUCUUACCUGGAUGUGACCCGAAAGAGAUGGUACAAUGUAAGAUACAUUUGGUAUUAGAGGGAGAGGUGGCGGCCGGUUUGCAGGUGAAAAUGGUGAUACUAAAGUUACAAAACUUGAAUUCUAUCUGUUUAAAAGGUAAUGACUUUUUGGUUGUUACACAAAGAGCAAUUAUGGAACAAAAUCAGGUAAUUAGGAAAAUGGUGGCCAAUAAUGACCAGGAUACAAUGAUGACCUGCAAGGAGUUUAAAGAGAUGAAAAGGAAAGAAAAAGAAAUCCAGAAGGAUAUUGCAGUUAAGAAUAGAUAUACUGACAUUUUUGUGUUCUGCAUUUGUGUCUAUUAUCUAGUGUUAAUUUUGCAUUUCUUGGGUCCUGGAUCAUUAGGAUAAAGUCAAUCGAAAUUGGUUUAAUCCUGAUAUCGGUUUUGGCGCCUUUGACACCAGAUUUCGGACUAAUUAGUGAUUCCCUGUUAAUUAAGUCGAAAUCAUCUCAACAAUCA
Erigeron canadensis is the source of this 1220-nucleotide messenger RNA. RefSeq names its product F-box protein At2g27310-like. Lineage: Eukaryota; Viridiplantae; Streptophyta; Magnoliopsida; Asterales; Asteraceae. Gene Ontology annotation, molecular function: protein binding. The record is from RefSeq and is a predicted model, not a curated record. The coding region runs from base 1 to 1110 and encodes 369 amino acids. The transcript is spliced from 2 exons.